CUUCUUCAAACGGCAAUCAAGCAGGGCGUGGUCACUGGUGGAUCAAUGUUAGUGGGUGGCAGGGUCACCGAGCCAUUCAAAAACGAUUUCCCCACAGAAUUCCCGAAACACCACUCAUACUCAUCGAAAGAAAGGAGGAACGAAACUUCCAGCAUCACCGAUCCCUACUUGCACCGAGCUCGAAAGCUAGAAGCUAAAAUUGUUUCCCCAACCGCCCAAUCUCCGUGUGCAAUUCCUCUCCCUCCUGCUCCACCGCCGCGGAACAGCACUUCUUCGUCGAUACCCCGCCUUCGCGCCCGCAUCCACCACUACCACCACUACCAUGUCCUCCCCACCGCUCAAAGCUUUCAGUAAGCUCGACCUCUCCGGCCAUGACCUCCCCCCAUCCCCGGCGCCGUCUUCUCCUCGCACUGGGAAGGUCUACUCUUUGGCAACAGAGCUCGUUUACACCGAACACUCGGAUCAAUAUGGCGCCUCGUCGAUGCCCCUGUACCAGACCGCCACCUUCAAGCAGACCUCUGGAUCCGGCGGCGGCGAAUACGACUACACACGAUCCGGCAACCCCACCCGCUCGCACCUCGAGAAGCACCUCGCAAAGAUUAUGCGGGCGAACCGGGCCCUAGUCGUUUCCUCGGGAAUGGGAGCCAUGGAUGUCAUCUCGCGCAUGCUGAAGCCGGGCGAUGAAGUUAUUGCUGGCGACGAUCUCUACGGUGGUACUAACCGACUGCUGAAGUACCUGUCCACGCAUGGCGGGAUCAUCGUGCACCACGUUGAUACCACUUCCGUGGACGCGGUGCUACCCGUGCUCUCGGAGAAAACAGCAAUGGUGCUACUGGAGACCCCCACCAACCCCCUCAUCAAGAUCGUCGACCUCCCCGCGAUUGCCAAGGCUGCACACGAUGCGAACCCGAAGACCGUGGUGGCGGUGGAUAACACGAUGCUUUCCCCGUGGUUGCUGAACCCUCUCGAACUUGGCGCCGAUAUCGUUUACGAGUCCGGCACAAAGUACCUCUCCGGUCACCACGACUUGAUGGCCGGAGUUCUCGCCGUUAAUGACCUCUCCCUCGGCGAGAAACUAUACUUCACCAUCAACGCCUCGGGAUGCGGACUGGCACCCUUCGACUGCUGGUUGCUCCUCCGCGGAAUCAAGACCCUCGGCGUGCGCAUGGAGAAGCAGCAGGCGAACGCGCAAGCGAUCGCCGAGUUCCUUGAGAACCAGGGGUUCAAGGUCCGAUACCCUGGGCUGAAAUCGCACCCGCAAUACGAUCUGCACUGGAGCAUGGCGAGAGGUGCUGGUGCGGUGCUGAGCUUCGAAACUGGUAAUACGGUCAUCAGUGAGCGCAUUGUCGAGUCCACCCGGUUGUGGGCCAUCAGUGUCUCCUUUGGUUGUGUCAACAGUUUGAUCUCCAUGCCCUGCCGCAUGAGUCAUGCCAGCAUCGAUGAGAAGACGAGGAAGGAGAGACAGCUCCCCGAGGAUCUGGUGCGGUUGUGUGUUGGAAUCGAGGAUGUGGAUGACCUGAUCGAUGACCUUCGAACCGCGUUAGUGCAAGCAGGAGCAGUGACAGUGUCAGUAGACGGCAUGACGGCGGGUGUGCCACCUGAGCUCGCCGAAGACCUCAGGAAAUAGAUAUUGCGUUAACCUUCCCUAAAAUCCAAUUCUUUCCUUUGCAGUCUGGUUUCUUGCUUGCGGUUUGUUUGCUUUACAUGGGGCGAGUUUUGCUUUUUUGUUUUUGAUUGUCUUGCUUGCUUGUUUAUCAAUCGUGGGAAGGAGUGAGUUUGUAGACGUAGUGUAAACCAUAUAUUGGAGGGAGUCAGGAGGGAAGGGGUAUCUGCACAGAGCUCGACGCACCGAGAGUUAGGAAUGUUCACAUUAGCUAUAUCAAUGCCAUACGUACCAG
This is a messenger RNA of Tricharina praecox, 1898 nucleotides long. Its product is annotated as Cys/Met metabolism PLP-dependent enzyme-domain-containing protein. Gene Ontology annotation, cellular component: cytoplasm. The record is from RefSeq and is a predicted model, not a curated record. Lineage: Eukaryota; Fungi; Ascomycota; Pezizomycetes; Pezizales; Pyronemataceae. Gene Ontology annotation, biological process: 'de novo' L-methionine biosynthetic process; transsulfuration. Gene Ontology annotation, molecular function: pyridoxal phosphate binding. The coding region runs from base 323 to 1627 and encodes 434 amino acids. The transcript has 2 exons.